Messenger RNA from Cyprinus carpio (common carp), 3840 nucleotides. RefSeq names its product E74-like ETS transcription factor 1 (gene elf1). Lineage: Eukaryota; Metazoa; Chordata; Actinopteri; Cypriniformes; Cyprinidae. Gene Ontology annotation, biological process: regulation of transcription by RNA polymerase II; cell differentiation. Gene Ontology annotation, cellular component: nucleus. The record is from RefSeq and is a predicted model, not a curated record. Gene Ontology annotation, molecular function: DNA-binding transcription factor activity, RNA polymerase II-specific; sequence-specific DNA binding.
GGGAUGAGUCACAGUGAGAGAGAUCUGCUUUGCAGUACUUCUCUUUUUUAAAGAUUUCAACCCGCUGCCAUUGCCCUCCCCUACUCUGUUCUCAUUUUCACUCUAUCUACCACUAAAGUUAGUGGGAGAGGCAGAGGGCAGGUCAGUGUUCAACACCUUGAACAUGCCAUUCGAUUAGCUUUAGACACACCCUUGGAUUAUAUUUUUUUUUUUUUUUUUUUUUUUUUACUCCCGUCAACAUAAUCUGACUCUCUCUUUUUUUUUUUUUUAAAGAUCAUUUCUUUUUAUCUCAUAUUUUCCAAGAUUUUGAUAUGUUUUCCACCAUAACCAUGGAGUUUGACAUGAAAGCCCUGAACCUUUAAGGUUUAGAUGCCCAAGACGCAGUUGGAGUGAGAAGAAUCCUCCUCCAUCACGCAGUCACGCAAUCCUCCGCCAACUCUGUCCGUCAUCUGGAGAAAAAAACAACAAAAAAAACAGAAGCGUGAAGGACCAAAAAAGGGAACUCUGUUUUUGCAUAACAGUGCCUCUCAUUUUGUGAAAGCAGCAGAUUACCUCAGCAGUGUUCCUGCCUCAGAGUGCUUCCUGUGCCGUGGGGUGUGGUGUGGAGCGAAGAGGUCCGGGGAGUGCGUGGAGGGGUAGGAACCCUUUGCCUGUCAGCCUGUGUCCUACCCUUUCUCUCCCUACAACACCAUGACCACUGUGGUCCAGUCCAGCGAGCUUGUCUUUGAGUUCGCCAGUAAUGGGAUGGAUGAAAUCAAUCAGCUGGACGACCCUUCAGUGUUCCCAGCGGUGAUCGUGGAGCAGGUGCCUGCUGCCGACCUCAUGCAGGUGUACUCUGGACUGGAGGCAGAUGAGGUGACUAAUGGCAUCAUGGUGGAUGCCAUUCAGGAUGUGGUGGAAGAGAGCAUGAUGGGAGAUGUGGGGCUCUCUGUAGAGACCCCUGUCUCAAGUGGAGAGGACAAUAUGGAGACCAUCGAGGCAGCUGAAGCCCUACUGAACAUGGAAUCUCCCAAUAACAUCCUGGAUGAGAAACGCAUGAUUCACACAUAUGGGAAUAUCCUGGAAUCAGACCUGACCUACAUUUCCCUGCGUCCAGAACAGCUCUCAAACGGCUGCAUGGAUGUUCCCCUGGAUGAGGAGACAUCCUCCAUGGAUGAGAUUCCUCAAAAGAACCUUUCCAAGCCUAUCAGGAAAAGCAAAGCGCGCAAACCAAGACCAGUGCGGCCCUGCUCUCCUAUCACCAAUCCAACUCUCCCAUUGAAGAAAAAGAGCAAAGAGGGCAAAGGUAACACUAUCUACCUGUGGGAGUUUCUCCUGGCCUUGCUGCAAGACAAAAACACCUGUCCCAAAUACAUCAAAUGGACGCAGAGAGAGAAGGGCAUUUUUAAGCUGGUGGACUCCAAGGCUGUCUCCAAGCUGUGGGGCAAGCACAAAAACAAGCCUGAUAUGAACUACGAAACCAUGGGGAGAGCACUCAGGUACUAUUACCAGAGGGGUAUACUGGCCAAGGUUGAAGGACAGAGGCUUGUUUACCAGUUUAAGGAGAUGCCCUCAGAUCUGGUCAUUAUUGAUGAGGAUGAUAGCCAAGGGGACGAUACCAGUUCUGGUUAUGGAGGGCAACGGUCUGCUCCUCACGGACGGGCAGUGGGCCGCGGUUCAUCACGUGCACAGGGGAAGAGCGCGCAGGUGAAGUCAGUGAAGAGAGAGAUGAGUCCCGGGCUGAACAGCAAUGGAAAACAAGCAGAACAGCUGAUGCAGACAGUCCAUGUUCUUCAGCCAAAUCAAGGAGCUGCUGUCCCAGCGUCUACACACUCCAUAAGGACUAUAAAUAUGCCAGGCUCUGUUCCCAUGGUACUCACGUCAGGAGCUCAAGGAGGUGGUCCAGUCACCCUGCAGACCUUGCCGCUGCCCUCUGUUCUGACCAAUGGGGAUUCCUCCACACAUGCCUCGCCACCUCGGGUCAUUCUCCACACUGUGCCUUCCACCAGCCCUGGCAGUAAAGAUGUGCUCACCAUCCAGACUGCCUCUCUGACGACAGACAGCAUCCAGUCCCAGCAGCUCCUUGUGUCCACUCUGGGUUCAUCCAGUGGAGCUGUCAUCAGCACCACACCACAGCAAGCCGGCUCUCUUAAUGGCAUCACCCGCCUGGUCACUCUCAAUGCCAACGGGCAGCCCGUAGUGGCCCAGCAGCCUGGAACGGUCAUCGCCACUGUCCUGAAGCCCAGUGAACUUCAAAGCCUGCAGGUGAAGGAGGAGAUCCUAGACCCCCAGUACCUCCAAUCUCUGGUCAACAGCAACCCUAAUGUGGCCUCGUAUGGCAAAGAUGAGCUCGAGGAAGGAGUGGCAGAGCUGAGCUACAGAACUGUGAUCAUCAACAGUGCAGGUCAGGAGCUGUGCCAGACCCUCAACGGACACUCGGACAUGGGCUCGCAGCUGGCCAGCAGCCCUAGUGAGGGGCUGACCCCUGUGGAGGAGCUAGAAGUGAGGGGAGAAGUGGCUCUGCAUCCGGAGUCUGAGGCUAAAGAGCUGUUAGAGGGCUCUCAAGGUCUGCAAGAAUUGCAGGGCACCAUGCAGAUACCCGCAUCCCACUUCAUCCAGGUCAAGGCGGAACCGGCUGAGACCUAAACUUUCAGCUGAAGCAGGGAAAUGUGGACACAAUCGACCAACACAUGAAAAAAAACUGGAUUUCAGUGGAGCAUAUUAUCUGUAAUUUAUUGCUCUUGAUUGUUUAGAAAGGGCGUGGACCCGAAGACUGCUGUUUACUCAAAGUUAUUGUGAUAUUGUGCCUAAACCGACCAUGAUGUCAUGAUGAAAGCUCUUUGGUUUGCUCUCUGUCACUUCCAAACUCCCAACAGGAGAGCAGCCAUUCUCCAACCAGGGAUAAUCCCACCAUAUGUGCCAGUUGAGAUGUUUCUGUCUCUUAUCAUAUCCACAGACAAAUCCAAAGACUUUAUCCAGCAGAGAGACCAAAGGAGGAGUUGGUGGGAAGCCAAAAAGAAACCAACAACACACCAUUGACAUUGAAAAAACACACACACAGUUGCUUAGGACAUAAAAGAUGGAGAAACUUUUUUUUAUUAUUAUUUUUUUUUUGUAGCCAUCUUCAAGGACUUCAAAAGGAUGCAUAUUGGAAUAAGACUGAAAGAGUGCCUAGGUGGUUAAUGCUUUGUUUUGGAAGUGAUGCUUUGAAGGGGAAGAUUGUAUGAUUCACUCUGCUUUUAAUACAGAAUUAUGACAUUAUCUCAUCCCCCUCACACCAUCAGAACUGAAGAGGUUAUUCUUUUUCAUCACACACAAAUUUAAAAGCACUGCGCUUUUAUGGAAAUGGGCAUUGCCUGUCAAAAGAGACAGUUCAAGUAGACUUUGUUUGUAUAUACUGUAGCAACAGACCAGAGAAUAUAGUGACAAAUUCCAAAAUCAGCUGCAAAGUAUUUCCCCAUUAUAAUCUUGUUCAUAUGAAAUGGAACACAGUAUACAUAAAUAUAUAUAAAUAUAUAAUAUACAACUAAGAUUCAAUUUAUGGCCACAAAUUUAUUUAUUUUCUGAAUUUCUAAAUUCUGUGUAAAAAGUCUUUUUUAAACAAAUGCAAAAAUGAGGGAAAAUAUGCAGUAUGUAGGGCUAAUUUUACCUAUAAGAAUCCAGUAUGUGUGUAUUGUUGUAUUUUUCCAAUUUAAAGCAUUCCAUGUAAUCUGCACACCUUUCAUAUUUUAUCUAUUUUUCAAUAUAAUGGGAUCUGAACUUAGCUUUAUGAGAUUGAGCUAUCAUGCUGUUCUUAUUCACUGUGAUGUGUUUAAAGCCAUUUUUACAGAGUGUAUGUGCUAUAAAUGUGAUGUUCUUUGG